AUGGCCCAAGUCUUCCAACUAUCUGGGUUGAAAUCGAUGAGACGGACGUAUCGAAAGAUGCUCCGUGCGACACUCCGUCCACAGAGCUUUUUGAAUGCGGACGAGCCAGAUAGUGAUUCAGAUUUGCAUCAGGAGCCGGACCGGCUGCCGGACCUCCCCGCGAAACAGGAAGACUCGGCCUCGGGCUCGGCUGGUCAACAAGUGAGUCCCGGGGCGCUGGACCGCGUGUACAGUGUGAUCCAAAAGAUCCAGGAAGAGUAUAAAGAGUGGUGGACGUCCUGUAACGUGCUCAUCGAUCUCGGCGAAGGCUCGAGGGACCCUCGCACUAAGUUCUCAUCUGACCGCGUCCGGGCUAUCACCGCGUACUCUCAAGACCCUUCCCCGUCUGAACUCGACCCCCUGCCCGUCCCUACGACGACGGACGCAGGCAAGGCCCCGCAGGAGGCCCCGCCCGGCGUACAUAAACACUUCGAGAUCCUCAAGAGCAUGUUCGCCCCCGACGGCUCUUCUGAAGCCUCGCCGAAGGGGCAGACAACAACAACAACAACAACCUCGUCGUCAGCGUCGUCUUCUUCUUCUUCGGCACAGACCAGCCCGGAGAGCGGUCUGGCGCCUCCUGAGCCGCCGAUGCGCUGCCACACGCCGCCCAUGGCCCUUCAGCCGGAGAUUGACUUGGGCGACAAGACACCCAUCUCCCGGCCUGUCAAACCUGCCAAAUCAGCUGCAACGUGUGCCCCGCGAAAGCCGCAGACACUCACGCCGGCGCCUCAAAAAGUGCACAGUGUCGACCUCCUGGCCUCCACCUUCACCUCAACAAUGACGACGCGAACGACGACGGUCGCUCUGGACAACCACUAA
This is a messenger RNA of Puccinia triticina, 858 nucleotides long. RefSeq lists its product as uncharacterized. Bases 1 to 858 code for a protein of 285 amino acids. The record is from RefSeq and is a predicted model, not a curated record. The transcript has 2 exons. NCBI's taxonomy places the organism in Eukaryota, Fungi, Basidiomycota, Pucciniomycetes, Pucciniales, Pucciniaceae.